AUGGACCCCCCGUCGCAGUCGCUGGCGCCGCCAGCACUCACGACGCUUCGCACACUCGACUCCACCCUCAUGAGCCGAUCCCUGAGCCAGGACAUUCGAAACGAGAGAGAGGAACUGGAAGAAGCCGCUGCCCAGACCCUCAAUGUCAUUGUCGACCUCAAUCUCGACGGCACCAUCAAGUGGGUGAGUCCCUCGUGGAACGACGUGGUCGGUACACCCUACGACUCCCUCGAGAGCACCCCCCUCUCCGACCUCAUCGUCAGCGACAACAAGACUGCCUUUACCGAUAUUGUCGAGUCCAUGAAAGGGGACGACUCAAAGAGCCACCGUGUCAGAUUUGCCAUGCGUUUGGGUCCUCUGUCCAAGCUACGUCUCAACCAACCCGCCGAGCAUGCCACGCCAGACGAACCCGACCAGGAAUUACGCCAACAAGAACCAGCACCCACCGAAGAACCGGAUGAAUUUGCCCAACUUGAAGCCCAAGGCAUUAUGGUCUAUGACAGUGCUUCUGGAGGCGAGAGUCACACUAUGUGGAUGAUACGUCCGUGGACGCCGCCGCAAGAAAUCCAAAUCGACCUGCCCGACGUCAUUGUAGACUCCCUCGGCUCAGGUGCCGAGGUGCUGGCUGGCUACCUUACCAAGCUCGCCGAGUCGGUCGAAGAGGACUCGGAGCCCCUCGAGCCCCCUCCGCCCGUCCUCUGUCGAAUCUGCGAGCGUCAAAUCCCUCCAUGGUGGUUUGAAAAGCAUACCGAUCUCUGUCUCCAAGAGCACCGGGCCGAGAUGGAUGUGCAGCUGGCGCAAGAGAGCCUCAAUGAGCACCGUCAUGCUAUUGUCAAAGUGCUAGAUGCUCUCGAGACUCGUCAGAGCCGACUGCUCGAACCACAAUUAACACCGCUUGCAAAUUACAAGGGACUCCCCAUUGGACCGCCCCCGUCCACACAAUCAUCGCCAAGCACCUCACUCGCUCGCUCUCGAGAUCGCACCAGUGGCUUUGGACACUCUAGAGGACGCUCCUUUGCCAUUCGACGACCUCAGGCAAGAAUUGUCGAGCUUUUGAUGGACCUGUGCGACACUGCUCUCGAAAUUAGCAACCCCACCAUCAAAGAACACUCGACGCACCUCAACGACGGCGAAAUUCGAACGCAAUCCCCCCAAUCCGAGUCUCGAAUAUCACAAGUACUGCAAUGGCAGUCUCCGAGUACCAAUACUCUCGAUCAAGAGCAGGGCCUCGCUCUCUUGUGUGCUGACACGGAAAAGGCUGCCCGCGCCAAGGUUGACGCCAUCUUCCGCCAUCGCAAAAUCCUCGAGUACUCUGAACGUAUCCGCAUUGAACUUUCCUGCCUUGUUCAAGACUGCGUCGAGGAGGCCAUGAGAAAGGCCGCCCGUAUUGCCGCGGGCCAGCUUACAGACUCCAGUAUCGACGACACUGAUGACCAGCAGCAGCCCGAUGUAGUUGAAGAACGGGAACCCAUCGAGUCUGAAAGUAAAAGCGUCAUUUCAGACUCACGGUCUCGAGGCCGAUCCGAGGCCGGCUCUUCCGGCCAUCUCGUCACUAGUCCAUCAGCACUCGCAGCCGCCUUACGUCAAGUGAACUUAUCGGCUGCUAUACACGGCGGUUCCAGGCCAAGCUCUGUCGUUGGGUCCACCGGCUCUGCCAGCCCGAAGGAGUGCCUCACGCCGAGAUCAUACGUCGGAGCUUCGGCCUAUUCUCGAGAUGGCCGACGGGGCUCGUCUCUUUGGCUGGAAAGUGACCCCGGUGACCCCGAUGAUAACUUUCGAUCGCUCUCUGUAUCGAGAAACAUGCCGAGAACCGACUCACCGAUGUCUGAAUUCGGCGAUCUUAGACGUGCUGCCAGUGCCCGCCAACACCAGAGACGAAGCCUCGUCAUUCCCGGCGCUACAUCUCCUCGCCGCCAAGAAUCGCCAUCCCGUGGUGCCACUCAGCCUUCCUCGCCGCUGAGGAUCAGGCCCCGCAUCAUUCCCGGCUCACACGAUGUCAUGGUCUCUCCGGAAGCGUCACCUAUGUUUCCCAGCAGCGAGUUUAGUUCCCCCAUUGGUCACCCUACACGACACCAUAGGCGACAAUCUUCGGCUGCUAUUUCCGACUUCGUCAUGCGACCACCGCCGUCUCCGCGCCUGGGUGCUAGCCAGGCACCGCCCCAAGCACGAUCCAAUCAACCUUCCAUCAAAGAUUUUGAAAUCAUCAAGCCCAUCAGCAAGGGCGCGUUCGGAAGUGUUUACCUCUCCAAGAAAAAGUCUACCGGAGAGUACUUUGCUAUCAAGGUGCUCAAAAAGGCAGACAUGGUUGCCAAGAAUCAGGUUGGCAACGUCAAGGCGGAGAGAGCCAUUAUGAUGUGGCAGGGUCAGAGCGAAUUCGUCGCAAAGCUCUACUGGACUUUUUCUAGCAAAGACUACCUCUAUCUUGUCAUGGAGUACCUCAACGGCGGUGACUGUGCCGCGCUGAUCAAGGUGCUAGGCGGUCUUCCAGAGGAAUGGGUACAAAAGUAUCUCGCCGAAGUCAUUCUCGGUGUCAAGCACCUUCACGAGCGUGGUAUUAUUCACCGUGACCUGAAGCCGGACAACUUGCUCAUUGACCAAAAAGGUCAUUUAAAACUCACCGAUUUCGGUCUCUCCCGAAUGGGCCUGGUUGGCCGUCAGAAACGAGCGUUGAACAGCGAAACAAGUGAGGCCACGCCCGAUCUCCUCAAACAAGGACCUUUUGUUCGAUCUACAUCUAUGGCUUCCUCACGCUCCACGUCGCUGGACCUUCAGGGCCAUGCUCAUUCCCCGGCUAUGACUCCUCAGAUGACCCCAGAUGUUGGCAGCAUGUCCCAGCCGUCAUAUUUUAGCCUAGGUCAGCUGACUGAGCCUCGACGAACUUCAGGCGGACGACGAAGCGAUAGCGGUGGUAGUGAAUCCCUUUCGCAGAUGUUAUCCAACUUUUCGCUCAACGACUCGGAUCCUGGGGCACUGCACCUGAUGGCGUCCAAGUCACCCGUCGACGACGACGCCAUGUAUCACGGGUCGCCCGAUAUACCAGGUAGUCUGCCUAGUACUAGAGCCAGCCUUGACACCCACAUCCGGAAUCCGUCGCUCCCACAGACCAUGAUGCCACCGCCCAUGGCGCUUUUCGACCCCCAAGAUACGAACAGACGAUUCGUUGGUACGCCCGACUACCUUGCACCAGAGACCAUCAACGGUGACAAACAGGACGAAACGUCAGAUUGGUGGUCCGUCGGCUGCAUCCUGUUCGAGUUUCUCUUUGGAGUUCCCCCUUUCCAUGCUAGCGAGGCCGAGCAGGUGUUUGAAAAUAUCCUGGCGCGUAAAAUUCAAUGGCCCGAUGAAUCAGUCUUGGAGACUGUAUCGGAGGAGGCCAAAGAUCUCAUCAACAAGCUGCUUUGCAUCGAUCCUCACCAGCGUCUAGGCUCCAACCGCGAGGAAAAGUAUGCGUGCGGAGGCGAUGAAAUUUGCCAACAUGCCUUCUUUACAGGCCUCACUUGGGAUACCCUUCUCGAAGAUGAGGCGCAGUUUGUGCCCCAGCCCGAAAACCCCGAAGAUACCGAAUAUUUUGACGCUCGAGGAGCUGUCCUACAGUCUUUUGCCGAAGAGAUGGAAGACCAGAUGUCGCCCCAGUCAGCCUCUGGAUCCGACUACCCAGACCGACCACAUGAUGCUCUGUCGCGUGUCAGGUCCCAAGUUAACUCGAUGAACCGCAAACUGGUGCCUCUACACAUUCCGCCUCAUGUGCGAGAUAUGAAGUCUAGACGUCUCAGCGAGCCAGUGGUUUCCGACGACUUUGGCAACUUUUCCUUCAAGAAUUUACCAGUGCUCGAAAAGGCCAACAAGGAUGUUAUCCAAAAGCUGCGCGCCGAGGCGUUGGCGGCCCAAAACAAGCAGUCCUCGAGCAGUAGUUCUGCGGGAAUCGGAUCUCCAGCACCCUCGUUGGAGGGCAGCCCAGUCCUCGCAAACCACUUGCAGAGAACGCUGUCCAACGCCAAGGGCAGCAACCGCCCGCAAUCCCCGUCUGGAUAUAGCCACGCGACCUCGUCCCCCAGCCGGGCAUCGCAGCCCUCCUCGCCACUACUCGUGUCAUUUGUAGCUGGCGGUGCAGAGGGCCGCCGGAAAGCUUCGAGCAACGGGUCCAGCCUCUCCCACCAAUCGUCCAACUUGCAGCCGCAUGCGCCACCCAUUGACAUUCCGAAAGGGCCACCCACCCUACAAAAGGCGAUCACGACUAUUGGCGUAUCACCUGUCAAGGGCAAGCCGACACCUCAGCAGCUAGCCAUUUCGCCCCAGAAGCUCUCCACGCCACGCAGCGCUGGGCGAUCUCGCUCACUUACAGUUGGCUCUGCCGAAUCAAGCCCCGUGGCUACCGACAUGCUCCACCAGCACCAUCGCAAUCGCCGAAGCCAGGUCUUUGACAUGUCGCCCUCUUCCUCCGACAAUGAAGGAGACAGGCACAAUGCCCUGCUGCGCGUGCAGAGACGCCGACAAAGCUCCCGCCGCCUUUCCCAAAUCGCGUUUGAUGGUGGCACGCCCACGUUUAGACCACUAGAUGUGCUCAUCUGCGAAGACCAUCCCGUAUCCAGGAUGGUCAUGGAGAAGCUGCUUGAGAAGCUCCGCUGCCGUACCAUUUCCGUCUCCAACGGCUCCGAAGCUGUGCGAUAUUCCAUGAGCGAAAUCAAGUUUGACGUUAUUUUCCUGGAGUAUAGGUUACCCCAGAUUAAUGGCGCCGACGUCGCCAGGAUGAUCCGCGAGACCAAGAACACCAACGCGCAUACCCCCAUUGUUGCCAUCACGUCUUACUUGAAGGAGCUGCAGGCUCCUCACUACUUUGAUUCGCUGAUCGAGAAGCCUAUUAGCUCCUCAAAGUUGGGCGAAGUGCUCCGCGGACUUUGCCAGUGGCGUCCCGAGUCGCCCCAGCGCUCAAGCUCCGGCUCGGUAACAGCAGCUCCCGUGCCCAUUAACCUCCGCAAACUCAACCCCAGAUCUGACGAUAGCCCUACAUCGAGCAUCUCAGCCUUUGUCUGCAGACAGGGCUCUGCAAUGAUGUCUAGUCGCGAAGAUUCCAUGUCCAGUGUAUUUGGGGACUCGGAAUCCGUCACGACGGAAGACAUUCCGUUUGUCAGUAGUCGCAAGACGACCGGUGACUGGGAGGAAGGCGGGCUCGGCAUUGCGGAAUCCGACAUUCUCAACUCUCAAGACGCCCCGGCGCCGCCUCCCCUCCUCGUGACACAACAAUCGGCCCCCGGCCAGAUGGAGCAAGCGGUGCGUUCCCUGGACAAGUUCAAGUCGAAGCGCGAGGCGUCUGAGCGACGAAGCUCCGACGGCACCGACUCGGCCGACGACGAGGACGAGGAGGCGGUGCACAAGGACAAGCACCACGCACGACGCGGCAGCAAAGCCCUGUCGGGAAAGACUCCCCUCCCGAGCUCCAAGCUCGGCAUCGAGAUGAUGCGCGCCAACAGUCACGAUAGCAUGAUGGGAGCCUCCGACAGCACGCCCGAGACGGUGACGCAGGUGGCCACAACGCCAUCGCAAGAGGUGCCUCCCGACUUGCACAGCCCAGCAGCAGCAGGAGAGCAAGGCACCACCACGACACCGCCGACCGAGGGCGAGCCGACCGACGAGGUCGACGCCACCCCGCGGCCGCCGCCGACCGCUGUCCUCGAUGAUGACGAGCCGACGCCGCGUCCGAUUGGAAAGUAA
Molecule: messenger RNA, 5709 nt
Organism: Cordyceps militaris CM01
Lineage: Eukaryota; Fungi; Ascomycota; Sordariomycetes; Hypocreales; Cordycipitaceae
Product: serine threonine protein kinase, putative
Exons: 2
Coding region: 1-5709 (1902 amino acids)
Biological process (GO): phosphorelay signal transduction system; peptidyl-serine phosphorylation
Cellular component (GO): nucleus; cytoplasm
Molecular function (GO): protein serine/threonine kinase activity; ATP binding
Source: RefSeq, a predicted model, not a curated record